AUGAAGGAAACCUGCCGGAUCUGCGCCCGGGAGCUGUGUGGCAACCAGCGGCGAUGGAUCUUCCACACAGCAGCCAAGCUGAACCUCCAGGUGCUGCUCUCCCACGUCCUGGGCAGGGAGCUGUGCCGGGAUGGCAAAUCCGAGUUCGCUUGCAGCAAGUGUGCCUUCAUGCUGGACCGCAUCUACAGGUUCGACACCGUCAUUGCGCGCAUCGAAGCCCUCUCCAUCGAGCGCCUGCAGAAACUGCUGCUGGAGAAAGACCGCCUCAAGUUCUGCAUUGCAAGCAUGUACCGCAGGAACAAUGAAGACUCUAGCACAGACGACAGAGCUGGGGAUGGGACUGUGGACCUUUCUAACCUGCCUGAUGUACGGUAUGCUGCCCUCCUUCAGGAGGACUUUGCUUAUUCUGGGUAUGAGUAUUGGACGGAUCAAGAGGAGCACAGCUUGGAGCCACACAGCUGCCAUGCUUCAGAAGGAGUGAGUAACCGCCCGCGGCGCUGCCGUGGCUGUGCCGCGUUGCGUGUGGCCGAUGCUGACUAUGAAGCAAUUUGCAAAGUGCCACGAAAGGUGGCCAGAAGCAUCUCCUGCGGGCUGUCCAGCCGGUGGUCGGCCAGCAUGGGCAACGAGGAGUCAUCUGUGUGUGAUGUGGCGGAGUCCACGAGUGCCAGAGUGCCUGUGGAUGGGGAGAGCAUGGAGGAAGGCACGCCUGCGUCCUCUGUUGAGUCUCUGGACACGACUGUGGAGGCAAGCCCUCCACAGCACAAGGAUGAAGAUGCAGAUAAGGGGGUGAAAGGGAAUGGGAAAUGUGAUGAUUUCUCAGAUGACCGCAUGACCCCAAACUCUUCGCUGAGUGGGAACAGGCUGGAGCUGGCCCUCAGUUUGAUCAAGACUUUGGACUACAAACCCCUUCAGAGCCCCCGAGGCAGCAGGCUACCUAUUCCUGUGAAGUCCAGCUUGCCCCCUCCCAAGCUCAGCCGUGACUUGGCAGAUGGCAGCGCUUCUGCUGGCUUAGCGUGUGCUGGUUCUGCCGUCCUGAAUGCAGACAGAAAAUCCUUUUCCAGAGCUCCUUUGGGCCUUUCCCUGGAGAUUUGUGAACUGCAGGAGCUGUGGGAUGACCUCUGUGAGGAUUAUAUGCCGCUGCGGGUACAGAAUUUGCAGGAUGAACGUCAGCAGCUGGCUCCAGGUGACCCUGCAGCGGGGGAGCAUGUGUCCGAUCUGCAUACUGCAGAGCUGCAGGGCAAAAUCCAGCAGUUUGAAGCUGCCAACAAGUUGUUACAGGAAAAGCUGAAUGAAUUGAAUUUUGAAUUAAAAUCUGUCCAAGAAACAUCACAGAGGCAAGAUCGUACAAUCCAGAAUCUGAACGAGGCCCUGAAGAGCAAAGAGAGUAAGACAGAAGAGCUGUACCGUAUCAUCGAAGGGCAGAAUGAGACAAUGGCCAAGCUGCGGGACAUGUUACAUAGAAGCCAUCUGGGACAGUUGCAGAUAUCAGAGAGCCCACUUUCGUCCCAAGAGCAGCAAACGUCACUGCUAGAUAUUCAGAACACACUUUUCUGCACCAAGCUAGAGGUGCAGAAAAUGAAAAGAGCACAGCGCCAGAAAGAGCAUCAACUGGCUGAAGCCAAGAGAGCAACCCAGCUCCUAGAGACCAUGGUGCAUGAGGAAGAGCAGCAGAAAGAGGCAACGAGGAAACACAACCAGGAGCUGCGUGCUGUGGUACAGCAGCUGCAGGGAGAGCUGCAGGACAAGGCUCAGCAGCUCCAGACUGUGGAGUGGGAGAAAUGCCGUGAGCUGCAGGCCCAGGAGGAGAGAGUUCAGCAUUUGAGUCAGCGUCUGGCUCGCAAGGAACAGCUUUUGCAGGAAUCGAGGGAGCUUCUGCAAUGCCAGCAAAGCCUGGACAAGAGCCCUGCAGCCAUGAAUGCCAUGUUGGAGAAACUGCAGCAGCGAGUCAAUGACAGGGAUGCUGCUCUGGAGCGAGCAGUAGAUGAGAAGUUCUGUGCCCUGGAGAAGAAGGAGCAAGAGCUGCAACAGCUCCGUCUCUCAAUAAGGGAGCGUGGAAGUGACCUAGAGAGACUGCGCAAUGUCCUGUCCAGCAACGAGGCCACUAUUCAUAGCCUGGAGAGCCUCCUGAAAGCCAAAACCCUGGAACUAGAGCAGGUCUCAGCAACCUGCCAAAACCUGCGCUGGCUCAAGGAGGAGAUCGAGGCCAAGUCCUGCAGCAGGCAAAAGGAGCAGGAGGGGAUCAUCCAGCAGCUGCAGACCUGCCUGCAUGAUAGGAACAAGGAAGUGGAGGAGCUUACAGCAACUCUGCUGUGCAAGCUGGGCCCAGGACAGAGUGAGGUAGCAGAGGAGCUGUGCUUGCGUCUCCAGCACAAGGAGAAAAUGCUGCAGGAUCUCCUCAGUGACAGGAACCGUCAGACCAUGGAGCAUGAUGCUGAAAUCCGGGAGCUGCUGCAGGCCCUGAGCACCAAGGAACAGCAGAGCAGAGUGGCUGCUGAGAAGAUGGCGCACGCUUUGACCGAAAGGAGCUGCGAGUUACAACUCCUACGCCAGCACGUGUUGGGGAAGGAGCCUGUCGGGACCCAGUCAGCUGGUGCAAGGCUGUUGAAGCAGGACAAACAGCCCAUACAAGAAAUACUGCAAAGAGCUUGUGGAGCUACAGCCGUUGCCGAACCCCCACAGGGCGACAGCAACUGCAGAACAGAGGGAGUUACAACGUCAGCAGCAGAACUGGAGAAGGAUCUUGUUAAUGCCAAAGAGGAGCUGGCACUAAUGGCGAAGAAGGAAAGGGAAAGCAGGCGGGAGCUCACUGCUCUCCAGUCCGUCGUGGCCACGCAGGAGGAAGAGCUGCAGGUGCAGGCCUCAGAUAUAGAGUCCUUGACCAGGACCAUUCAGAUCAGAGAGGACCUCAUCAAGAAUCUGCAGAUGCAGCUGGUGGAUCCUGAAGAAAUUCCAGCCAUGGAAAGGCUGACACAAGAGGUGCUGGUGCUUCGGGAGAAAGUGGCCAUAGCAGAGUCACGAGGACAGGAGGCUACUGGAAACAGAAGGCAGCAGUUGUUACUGAUGCUGGAAGGGCUGGUGGCUGAAAGAAAUCGGUUAAAUGAGGCUCUCCAGGCAGAGAGGCAGCUCUAUGGCAGCCUGGUGAAGUUUCACAUGCACCCAGACAGCACUGCGAGAGACCACACUCUGCAGGUGGAGCUGGAGGGGGUCCACGAACUCCGGGGACAGCUGGAAGAAGCUCUUGGAAGAAGCUUGGAGCGUUUGAGCAGGCUGGAGACACAGGGCGCCAUAGGAGGUCAGGCCACAGGCGCAGAUGCUGAUGAUGCCAGCGCCAACUUCACCAACAGCAUCAAGGAGGAGGCAGCGCACGGUGCGGCAACCCAGCAUAGCAGCAUCCGGGCCCCUAAGGAAAGUGGGAGCACUGAAAGGACCCUGAUGGGGAGCACAGUACCCGCCGUGCCGGAGCAGGAGCUGCAGGCAGAAAAGGAGCUGCGGGAGUUGAAGGGGCAGCUGGCCGGCUUCUCCUCUGUCUCCCACAUCAGGAAGGCGAUGCUGAGCCUGUGCCUGGAGAAUGCGGAGCUGAAGGAACGGAUGGGUGAAGCCACGUCGCUGCUGGAGAGUGGGGAGCAGGAGGAGGCUGGGCUGGGCAGCCCCCUGGCCCCUGAGCCCCGCAGGCUGCAGCAGAAGAGCCGCAGCACCCUCAGGGACCGCCCAGCUGGCAGCAGUGGGGAUAGCCAGGGGGCAGAGGGCACGGUCCCUGGCAAGGGCUGGCUGGGGCUGGGCACAGAGCUGUGCUCCCAGGUGGCACAGGGCCAAAGGCUGUGCCAGGAGCUGCAGGACAAGCUUGUCGCCUCGGAGGCCACGGUGCGGGCACAAGCUGAGCAGCUGGAGAAGUACCACGUCCUGCUCCCAGGUGAACCCCACGCCCAGCAGCUCAGCAAGCAAGUGCAGGUGGACUUUCAGGACCUGGGCUACGAGACGUGUGGGCGAAGUGAGACUGAGGCUGACCGAGACGAGACCACCAGCCCCGAGUGUGAGGAGCCGGACGUAUUCAGCGAGCCCAGCAUGGGCGAGGAGCCAGGGUCCCCGUGCCGGCCAGGGAUGCUGAAGGCAGGCAAGGCUGCCCGGAAAGCUGUGGCCCCAGCAGACGUGGGCGCCCUGCACCAGCACAUCCAGGACCUCAAGGCACAGCUGCUCAAUGCCAACAAGGUGAUCCAGAGCCUGCAGCGCCGUGCCCGCUCCAUCUCCGUCACCAGCGGCUACGCCCUCACCGACGAGGACGAGGGCUGGCAGUCAGACGGUCACAGCACCCUCUGCCCUCCCGCCCUGCGGGCACACCGUGACCUGCAGCUCCUGGUACGUCGUGUUGCCCUCCUUGAAGCACAGCUGCCCGAAAAAAAAAAGCAGGCGCGGGCCCUCCCCCCCCUGCGCCAGACACUGCGGGAGGGCCGUGGGGUGAGCCGCAGCCUGGCCCAGAACCUGCGCGAUGCCCUGCGGUCCUUUGAGGACCUCCUCCGUGGCACUGACAUCGACUACUACCUGGGCCAGGGCUUUCGGGAGCAGCUGACCCAGGGCAGGCAGCUGGCUGAGAGGCUCAGUGACAAGCUGGGCACCAGAGAUCGACAAGAUGGGGAGGAUAAAAGCAGCCACGAACUCCUGGCACUGAGGCUCAGACGGGAGCUCCAGGAAAAGGAGAAGGUGAUUGAGAGUCUGGAGGCAAAGCUGCAGGAGCGCU
Molecule: messenger RNA, 4732 nt
Organism: Cariama cristata (Red-legged seriema)
Lineage: Eukaryota; Metazoa; Chordata; Aves; Cariamiformes; Cariamidae
Product: myomegalin-like
Exons: 27
Source: RefSeq, a predicted model, not a curated record